Phycomyces blakesleeanus NRRL 1555(-) is the source of this 1251-nucleotide messenger RNA. RefSeq lists its product as hypothetical. The record is from RefSeq and is a predicted model, not a curated record. The coding region runs from base 1 to 1251 and encodes 416 amino acids. Lineage: Eukaryota; Fungi; Mucoromycota; Mucoromycetes; Mucorales; Phycomycetaceae. The transcript has 3 exons.
AUGAUGCUGAUGAUGAUGAACGACUGGCAAAUAUGUAUAGAAUUUCAGCAGGUACGCCGUUACAUGCCUCAGCAAUUCUAUCAGACAUUUUUUUCUUCAGUCAAUAGUUUGUGGCGUUUCAAUUUUUCUUUUAAGAUUGCCCAAAACUGUUCAAUUGGGUUUAAUUCAACCAUUUGUGCGUUUUUCUAUGUCGAUUUUACUGAGGAAAGCGUCAAUACUUAUAGAAAGAAAAUCAAAGAAUUUGAAGAUUCUGAAAUAUGUUGGAAUAUUAGAGAGCAAGAUCCCAUUUUGGUUUUGAAACAAAGAAUAAGAGGCGAUCCAUUGACUUAUAAAAAAUAUCUUGAUGAAACUCCUGAAGAAAAAGUCAAUAAGAGAGAAAGAGUUGAAUUAGUUACUGAGGCACAAGUCAAGCAAUUUAUCAACGAAGUCUAUUGUCCGUCUCAGCCAGAAAACGAUGUAAUCUAUGUCAAGGGAAUUAUUUCUACCAAGGAGAUUUAUGAAUUAGUCAAGACUUUUACCACUGUUUUUCGUGAAAAAACAGCUCAGUCAUUUGCAGCCUGGUGUCGUAAUCAAAAGUUGAAUUUUUUACUUGCAAAAGAAAAAAAUCCCGAAGUAUCACCAGAGAGUUAUAUAUUUUGGAAUACAUUUAUUAUGGUAAACCAAGAUACGACGGAAUUAAAAUGGUCGCUAAUGUAUUUAAUUAUAGACAACCUUAUCAAUUCCAUGCGCACUUACUUACCGAAGUACCAAGAAUCAUUAAAAAACCUCAAGAAAAAUGGAUAUGAAAUUAUAGGUUAUGCUCGAAAAUCACCAAGUGAAGACGUUACUUCUAGAGCAAGACUUUUGAAAUCCAUGGUAUCAAAUUUGAAAGAACGAUCUUUUGCAACCAAAAUAUUCGUUUCACCUUGUAGUUGGGCCUCUCCGCCACUUGUAUCGCGUGAUUUACAAGGCAAUUCACGAGUUAUUAUGAACGAGUUAAGUGUUGAUGGUAACACGCAAGACUUGCUUGUCUACCUUAAGUCUGUUCAUCAUGAUGUUUGCUUGGUUACCAUUGACUUUGCUGGUAUAACAACAAGAAGUGAAGAUAUUGUUAACUUGGUUGAGGCAAAUCCCUCUUUAAAAAGGAUUGCAGUUGAAACCUUUGCCCAAUGCAAUGAGGUGUUUAUUUUUGACACCGAGAGAUUAGUUAAAGAUAAUGGCCUAUUACAAAAAUUUGAGAAUAGAAAUUAUUGUAUUCAAAGAUCAAAAUAA